Messenger RNA from Lingula anatina, 858 nucleotides. RefSeq lists its product as uncharacterized. Lineage: Eukaryota; Metazoa; Brachiopoda; Lingulata; Lingulida; Lingulidae. The record is from RefSeq and is a predicted model, not a curated record.
AUGUCAGAUGACCAUCGCCCUUGUCAAAUGAGGCCCCCAGUUGUGUGUGGUAAUAAUACCAGAUGCUGUGAAGUAGUGGAUAACAGUACAGUGUCAAACUGUCAGAAUACUACCAAUGAAGAAGGUCAAAGUUUACCUUGUCCAGAACCUCUGGUCUGUGUGUGUGAAGAGGGAUACAUGUUCAACUCUUCUGUUCCAGAUCCACAAAAUUGCGUUCCAGUGAGGCCCCCAGUUGUGUGUGGUAAUAAUACCAGAUGCUGUGAGAUAGUGGAUAACAGUACUGUGUCAAACUGCCAGAAUACUACCAACGAAGAAGGUCAAAGUUUACCUUGUCCAGAACCUCUGGUCUGUGUGUGUGAAGAGGGAUACAUGUUCAACUCUUCUGUUCCAGAUCCACAAAAUUGCGUUCCAGAAAUGCCGACAUGUCCUGAAUCUAUCACACAAUGUCCUGAACUAACAAGACGGUGUCCGGACGUUCAACAAGUCAUGUGUGAUGGUACAACCUAUACCUUCAACGACAGCUAUCAAUAUGUCGCAAAUAAUCUGGCACCGUUGCGAUACAGCAUCUGUUACUCAGGAAGUAACAACAUCAUUAUAUCCACAUGCAAUGCCGCCGACUACGACACGAAGCUGGCUCUUUUUUCCUGUGAUGCUAUGUCUAAUAUUGAAUCCGGUGGAAGUCAGACAUGCAAUAUCCGCCAAGGUAACAGUGCGUACUCCAAUGACGACUUUGAUGGCUGUUCUGGCUUUACCUCUCUGCUCCAGAUCCCUCAAGGAGACUUAUCCAAUGGGACGUAUGCAAUAGGUGUGUACGGGUUUGGUAUCGGAGGGACCUUCAAGGUCUCUAUCUCUUGUUAA